Molecule: messenger RNA, 2795 nt
Organism: Oryzias latipes (Japanese medaka)
Lineage: Eukaryota; Metazoa; Chordata; Actinopteri; Beloniformes; Adrianichthyidae
Product: sodium-dependent lysophosphatidylcholine symporter 1-B
Biological process (GO): lysophospholipid translocation; fatty acid transport; lipid transport across blood-brain barrier
Cellular component (GO): plasma membrane
Molecular function (GO): lysophospholipid:sodium symporter activity; fatty acid transmembrane transporter activity
Source: RefSeq, a predicted model, not a curated record
UGAUUGACUUCGGCACAUGCACGAGCCGAAACAGACAGUAAAACUUUGAGUUGUACCGCUUGUAGUCCUGAAGAGCUUUCGCCUUUUUUUAAUUCCAUCUCAGUAAAAGAAUUAAGUAACAUAAACCAAAAUAAAAACAUUGUUAUAUAUUUCCACUUUUCAAGCACAAUGGCAAGAGGAGAGGACGCCACUUCGUCGACUUUGCAAACAGUCAAACCUCAAAAAGACAUCAGCGUGAAGGAGAAAAAGCAAAAACCUCAGCUGUCUGUAUGCAAUAAACUUUGCUUUGCUUUUGGAGGAGCUCCUUAUCAGAUUACUGGUUGUGCGCUGGGAUUCUUCCUCCAGAUCUUCCUGCUAGAAGUGGCACAGUUGGACCCCUUAAAUGCCUCCAUCAUCUUGUUUGCGGGGAGGGCCUGGGAUGGCAUCACUGACCCAACUGUGGGGUUCCUGGUGAGCCACAGUAGAUGGACCAGGGUGGGUCGCAUGAUGCCGUGGAUCCUCUGCUCCACUCCGUUCGCAGUGUUGACAUACUUCUUGAUUUGGUACGUGCCGCCUUUUGAAGAAGGGAAGGUCCUCUGGUUUCUGGUAUUUUACUGCCUCUUCCAGUCUAUGCAAACGUGCUUCCAUGUGCCAUAUUCAGCCCUCACCAUGUUUAUCAGCACCAAACAGGAGGAGCGGGACUCCGCCACAGCAUAUCGUAUGACAGUGGAGCUCUUGGGGAUCCUGUUGGGCACUGCGAUCCAAGGACAGAUUGUUGGUAGCGUCUCGACGUGUCCUGUUGAUGAUGACAAUGAUGAUUACAAGAACAGCACAAUCCCACCAACAGUCAACAGAACCAUAACCUCACUAGAGGAAUCAAAAAAAGCACAUAUGAUUUCUUCAGGAGUCAUCUGCAUCAUCUACAUCCUGUGUUCUGUGAUCCUGUUUUUGGGUGUGAAGGAGCAGAAAGAGUGCGUCCAGGGAGAGUCAAAGCCGCUCACUUUCCGCCAGGGCUUGAAGCUGGUCGUCAGCCACGGACCAUAUGUCAAACUGGUCUCUGCCUUUGUCUGCACAACUCUGGGUUUCCUGUUAGUGGAAGGAAACUUCAGUAUUUUCUUAACAUAUGCUCUUGGCCAGAGGAAAGACUUCCAGAAUAUUCUCCUGGUGAUUAUGCUCUCUGGGACUCUAACCAUUCCAUGGUGGCAGUGGUUUCUGACCCGGUUUGGGAAGAAGACUGCAGCUUUCUGCAGUAACCUGUGGGCUAUUCCCGUCAUCAUCCUAAUCGUUUCUGUCAAGAGCAACCUGGCUUUUUUAUACGUGGUGUCUGUGGCGGCUGGUGUGAGCGUGGGAGCGUCUUACUUCCUGCCUUGGUCAAUGCUUCCUGAUGUGCUGGAUGACUUCAAAGUCACCAAUCCAAAUGUUCAUGGCCAUGAAGCAGUCUUCUACUCUUUCUAUGUGUUCUUCACUAAAUUUGCCUCUGGCUUAUCUCUGGGUAUUUCUACUCUCUGUCUAAAAUUUGCUGGAUAUGUGACCGGAAACUGCUUGCAGCCAGAAUCUGUCAGUACAACUCUGAAAGUGCUGGUCUCUGCAUUUCCCAUAGCUCUCAUUAUUGUGGGGUUGCUGAUAUUAAGGAUGUACCCCAUCGAUGAGACAAGGAGGCAAAGCAACAGCAAAGUACUGCAGGCGAGGCUACAAUCUGAGUCCGAAACCCAAGAACUUGGCAGCAUUGCGUAGCGUGAGAGGACAGACGACAGACACCAGCAGAAAAGGAGACUGAUGAGAUCAGACUAAACACAAGUGCUUUCUCACCAUCUACGUUCAUGGGCAUCCUGUCCCUAGCUCUAUAGUGCCACCUAGUGGAGUUUUUGUAUAAAGCAAACAUUUCUGGACACUUGUGAGAAACAAGUUCAAGUGUUUUUUGCAGCAUCAGAUCCAAAGCUUUCAUUUCAUUUUUCAACUCUUCUGGUUUAAAGCCAAAGAUUGAAUGUUUACUCUGAGAAUCCACGAGGCUUUGGUUUGUGUUUCAGGGCAUUGUGCUUCUCCAUCAUCUCCAUGUUUUUCCCCUUGUGUGGUUGCGUUACACCAUCAGUGCCUGCAGCUACAACUUUUUCUGUUGCUGAUGUGACUCAAGACGUUUUAAUAUUUGAGAUCUGAUUAUCACUCAAGGAGAAAAAGGUACGAUUUUACCAUUUGAUGCUGCAUUCAUCUAAGCAUUUCCACAUUGAUCCACUAAGUGGAGUUGUAUGUCGUUACAAAAUCAUUUUGUUGUUGUUGUUUUUGUUUUAUUUGGCACAAAGUAAGAUCAACUUUCAGUUUGCGCCUUAAGUUAUAGUCACAUGAUGCAGAAUUGUUUGCAACCAUAUUUAAAUGUGACUCUAAGCAUCAUGUUUGUAUCUGAGCCGUCACUGAGAAAUUCAACACCGGUGUGAAAUCUGUUCAUUUGACUUGCUCCAGCUUUCAAAGAGUAGACUCUUUAUGUAACUAUUUCCUCAAAUUCCAUCCCAAAGGGAUUAUAGUGGUUCUUCUGGUAUAAAUGAACAAUAGUGAAACUGAGUAACUGUGAAAUACAAAACAAAAUGUAACGCUGUGCUUUGUUUUGUUUUUUGAAAAUUGUUGCAAUUUUUGUACCAUCUAUGACACAAAGAAGUGGUCUAAACCGAAUGUUUUAUUGAAAGGGGCUGUGUGAACAAAUGUUUUUCUGAUAUUUACCUUGGGAUGAGGUCAGGGGGAUGUCAAGCCUUUAAACUGCACAGUAUGUAAAUGCAUAAAAAUAAAAACCAAAUCAAAAUCAAAUAAAAUCAAAAUGUUAAUCCGGA